Messenger RNA from Solea senegalensis (Senegalese sole), 3236 nucleotides. RefSeq names its product WD repeat containing, antisense to TP53 (gene wrap53). The record is from RefSeq and is a predicted model, not a curated record. Bases 390 to 2066 code for a protein of 558 amino acids. Gene Ontology annotation, molecular function: protein binding; RNA binding. The transcript has 11 exons. Gene Ontology annotation, biological process: Cajal body organization. Gene Ontology annotation, cellular component: Cajal body. Lineage: Eukaryota; Metazoa; Chordata; Actinopteri; Pleuronectiformes; Soleidae.
UCUCGCGAUAGUUUGAAUCACAUGGCCGCCUUCAAUGUUUACAACUCGAAAUGAGUUGGUAAAUGAAAACAAAGUCCUGAAGUAGAAGGACGUUGCGUAGUGUUUUGUGCUACCCGCACUCCCUGGCAUUAGUUGAAACUCUGCUACCGUCGAACAGAAACGUGUGUAUAGCUGGUAACUGCAAGCAGAAACGAAGAACAAGCAAGCCACAACACAGCUGUUUAUUCUAGGAUAGUGGGUGCUGUGAUGUCCUCAACCCCCAGCAGACUCAAACACCCACACUGCAGGAAGAAGCACUACCCCAGUAGCACAUACCUCACUCACGUCUGACAGCCAAUUGUGUGACCCCGGAAGAGGACUUGAUAGAAUACUUUGAUACACAUAGAGAGAUGUCUGACUCCGCUGGAGGUGGUGGUGAAACUGGAGGGGUGACGGGCGCAGGGCAGGACUCGGAGGCGGAUAAUGAGCCCCCUCAACACACCUCACUUCUACCUGAAGAUGAUCACUUGGAGGUGGUAGGGACCUUAGAAGAAGGGGCACCUCCAGCUGCUAAGCGGCUGAGGAUGAGUGGGGAAGAACAGAUUCUGGAGCAGGUUCCUGAGCCACUCAAGGUGCAUGGAGAAACACCAGCACUGUCUGGCUUGCUACUUGAAGAGCCAGUCACACCAGAACAAAGGGAAACACCACAGUGUAAAGAAAAAGGUCAUGGAGGGGAAGAGGUGCCUGUCAUUCAGGGAGAUGAAGAAGAAUGUCAUGAGAAUGGAGAUGGAGGGCAUGAUACACCCUUACAAGAGGGGGAGGCAAAACCAGAGGAGGGGUGCAAUGCUAACGGAUCUGCAGACAGUCCCAGUGAAGGACAGCACCUUGGUUUGGAAUUUACCAAGAAUCCCCAGAUGCUGACUGGUUCAUGGACUGAGUACUCAACUUUCCCAGAGAAUUACUUGAAAGGCUGCAAAUGGGCCCCUGAUGGUUCCUGUAUCCUGACCAACAGUGCAGACAAUGUGCUUCGUGUGUACAACCUGCCUCCAGAGAUUUACAGCUAUAACUGGGACUUGCUACCAGAGAUGAGUCCAGUGCUGAGGAUGGCAGAGGGAGACACCAUCUACGAUUACUGCUGGUACCCCAAGAUGAACUCGCUGGAUCCAGAUACUUGCUUUCUUGCCAGCAGUAGCCGUGACAACCCAGUCCACUUAUGGGAUGCAUUUUAUGGCGAGGUGCGAGCCAGUUUCCGACCCUACAAUCACCUGGACGAGCUGACAGCCGCUCACUCCCUCUGCUUCUCACCUGACGGCACGCAGCUCUACUGCGGCUUUGACAAAACUGUCCGAGUCUUCUACACCGAUCGUCCAGGCCGAGACUGUGAGGAGCGUCCCACAGUAGUGAAGAAGCAGGGCCAAAGUGGCAUCAUCUCCUGCUUUGGCUUCAGCCCUUGCCAGUCUGUUUAUGCCUGUGGCUCUUACUCCCGCUGCGCUGGCCUCUACUCCUGCCAAGACGGCACCCCGCUGGCUCUGCUGCCCACCCGCCAUCACGGGGGCCUCACCCAUCUGCUCUUCUCCCCUGAUGGCUACUACCUGUACACCGGCGGGCGCAAGGAUCCAGAAAUCCUGUGUUGGGAUUUAAGAGAGCCGGGGAAGGUUGUGUUCUCACUCAAGAGGAAUGUUGCCACUAACCAGCGCAUCUACUUUGACCUGGACCUGUCAGGCAGGUACCUGCUAAGCGGUGACACAGAGGGAGUGGUGACAGUGUGGGACACCCAGACAGCUCCUCCUGAUGGUAAUGAAGCGCUACUGCAACCUCAGCUGAAGUUCCAGGCCCACUGGGACUGCACCAAUGGCAUCAGUGUUCAUCCUUUCAUGCCGCUGUUGGCCACCUCCAGUGGGCAGCGGCAGUUCCCGUGGCCCGGCGACAGCGAGGGUGAUUCGGCUUCUGACGGUGAGGGAGGUGAGGCUGUGAUGUCACCACAGGAGACGCGACAGGACAACACUCUGUCUCUGUGGUGGGCUGGACCACUCGGCCCUGCCACGGAGGAAAACCAGGAGGCAAGCACAGCAACGGUGGAGGCCUGAGGCUCUCUGAGUUCAACCAGCUGACACACAUUGAGCUGCACCUGCAUGAAGUCAGAAACACUGAUUACUGGGGUGGAAACAUGUUACAGGAUUCUUUUUUUAUUUUAAUCAGCUUAUUCAUGCAUUAGCACAUUUACACACAGUCCAGAUAAAUUGAAUCUUUAACUUGGCAAGUUUACAAGUAGGGCGGUUAUGAAAUUAAAAUAAAAGCAUUAUUUAACAGCACUCAACAUUUUUCCAUGUUUUGCUAAGACUAGUCGAUGAUAAAAGCACUGGGCCUUUAUUACCUAUUUUGUUAUUGAACCUGUGAGAACUUUUUUUUUAAGAAGAAAUAUAACAACUUUAUCCUUCUUUUUUUUAUGUGAGACAAAUUACAAUCUGGUUGGCUGAAAAUCUCAACCACGACGUGUCUACCCACCAAGCAAACCUUGAUUUUCAUAAAAGUGAUAAUUAAAGUGUGUGUGUGUGUGUGUGUGUGUGUGUGGCUGUGGCUGUAACGCUGCCCCAGAGAUUCUUAACUGCUAUCAAUCACAAGAAGUGCCAUUUGUUCUCGAGCUUUGCUUUUUGUAAACCGAUGGAAUCUUCUGUUUUUACCUUCUUCUUCGUGGACACACUUUGUCAUUGUGUCACUCUGUGCAUGCCCAUAAAAUGUAUAUUUUUGUAAAGCCAUGAUGUUAAUCCUAGUUUGUGAAUGUAGACCCUCAAAGCAGUCGGCUCCAUGACUGUAACCUCAGAACAUUCUGUGAAAGUCUUGAAUUAAUGGGUACACAUGGAAUAUGAGCCUUCUUCAGGAUGUACUCUGAUCACAUUUGAAACCCGUAUGAGUGAUGGUUUGCUUGAUUCUUGCGUUGCCAUCAGUGUGUUGUGCUUUGCUGUUUUUUGUUUUUUUUUGCAGGUUUUUCAACCAAAGCCUUAUAUUUUUAGAAAAACAGCAAAAUAUUAAUAUUGAACCCUCUGAUGGUUGGAGUCUCACUUCUUGGAAUUCAUAACUAGUGCCAAGCAAUUGUAGUUAGAAUCUGGGAGCUAUUAUUUCACACUAUAAUACCAAUUUAUGCUCUGCCAGGAAAUGUUAGGCCUUGAUGUCACUCAAGUCUUUAGAUAGACUCGCAAUGUCUGCAACAGGUGGUUUUAUUCAAGCUGGUGUGAAUUAAAAGCGCAUCUCAUCACCGA